This is a messenger RNA of Dunckerocampus dactyliophorus (ringed pipefish), 1833 nucleotides long. Its product is annotated as lysophosphatidic acid receptor 6-like. Gene Ontology annotation, molecular function: lysophosphatidic acid receptor activity. Gene Ontology annotation, biological process: positive regulation of Rho protein signal transduction; phospholipase C-activating G protein-coupled receptor signaling pathway. The transcript has a single exon. The coding region runs from base 310 to 1452 and encodes 380 amino acids. The record is from RefSeq and is a predicted model, not a curated record. Gene Ontology annotation, cellular component: membrane. NCBI's taxonomy places the organism in Eukaryota, Metazoa, Chordata, Actinopteri, Syngnathiformes, Syngnathidae.
CGCCCCCGCAGGCUCGCUGACGGGACACACGGCAGACAGAAAAAUAUCUCUUCGUCUCUGUAAGGCUGAGAAGAAACUUUUAGCAAACUCAAGCAGGAGCUUCACACCACUGAGGAUUAAACACCGUGCAGGACAGCAUUGACAAACGGACUGCAACGUUUGGAUACGACAAAGGAGUUGAGUGGGCGAGUGACUUUUCUUCAGCAUAUUCUUCUCUCCCAACUGAAAUGCAAACAAGUGGCCUGUUGCAGACUAUUGCAUAAACAGGUUUCCUGCCUGGAGAUGACUUAAAAGUGCUCCAUUCUGUGCAUGUUCCAGAAUUCUCGACUUGAUCUAAACAUGUAUAACAGUUCCCUCCAAAUGUUGGGUGCCACUCACACUUUUAUGAAGUGCAACAAGAGUGAUGACUUCAAAUACCCUCUUUACAGCACUGUUUUCAGCCUGGUGUUUGUGGUUGGAUUCUUCUUCAACAUGGUGGCCGUCUACAUUUUUGGGUGCACCCUGAAGACGAGGAAUGAGACCACGACAUACAUGGUGAACCUGGUUGUUUCAGACUCUCUCUUUGUCCUCAGCCUGCCUUUUCGGAUAGUCUACUUCAUUAAACGGGAAUGGAUGUUCGGAAGUGUGCUCUGUAAGACUUCCGUGGCGCUCUUCUACACCAACAUGUACGGCAGCAUACUCUUCCUCACUUGCAUCAGCGUUGACCGCUUUCUGGCCAUUGUGCACCCAUUCCGAUCCCAGACCAUUAGGACUAAGCGGAACGCCAAGCUGGCCUGUCUCACGGUGUGGGUGCUGGUUCUCUCUGGAAGUAUACCAACAGGCUUCCUUCUGGACACCACUUCACCCAAAAAUGUCAACGCCUCUUCAAACUACUGCUUUGAAAACUACUCCAAAAACCAGUGGAAGUCUGAGCUCUCUAAAGUGGUGGUGUUUAUCGAGACGGUUGGCUUUGUUAUCCCGCUGAUGCUGAAUGUCUUCUGCUCCGUGAUGGUUUUACAGACUUUGAAGAAACCCCAGACCAUCAGCCGCGGUGGAAGCAUCAACAAAGCUAAAAUUCUGAGGAUGAUCUUUGUGCAUCUGCUCAUCUUCUGCUUCUGUUUCAUUCCCUACAACGUCAAUCUCAUGUUCUACUCUCUGGUCCGCUCGAAUGUUCUCAAAGGAUGUAACGCGGAACACGUGGUGAGAACCAUCUACCCCAUUUCACUGUGCAUAGCCGUGACCAACUGCUGCUUUGAUCCAGUGAUUUACUACUUCACUUCAGAGACCAUUCAGAGCUCCAUCAAACGCAAGUCCAAGGUGUGGCACAACGGUGUUAAGCUUCUGGACAGAUUACAGGGGGACAGUGCACAAAACAGCCCAAGUUCUACACCAAAAAGUCUGGCCCUGAGGUCUCUGACAACCAAGUUCACAGACACAAAUACUUUACAAUCUAGUGACAAAUCAAGUAUCUGACAGAAGAAAUUGAAGAUUGUUGGGGACAUGAUACGUGAUGUCAGAAUGGACACUGAUGACUGGGACUUAAGACACUGACCCUAAUAAAAAUGAGCAUCAAUACGCAUGUCAUGGUGACUAAACUGAACUCAUUUUCGACUGACUUGUACAAAUGAAUGUGGACGCUUCUAAACAAGUAUCAGUGUUGGCACAUGAAACACCUUUUCACCUUUUCAGUCAUUCUGUUGUUGUUCUGAAACCAGUAUUGAAGCCGUUUCAAUGUACUCAGUAGUUCCUAUGUGCUUAUGCCCUCUCUAGAGGCUAUCAGGCACUUUAUUGAGUGGUACACCCUCCGAUAGGUUUAUUCUGAAAGCAAAUAAAAGAACUGUGUGAUGUUCCAAA